AUGGAUCUGACCGUCUACAACUCCAUAAUGAAGUGCGACGUCGACAUUCGUAAGGACCUUUACGCCAACAACGUUCUUUCCGGUGGUACCACCAUGUACCCUGGUAUCGCCGAUCGUAUGCAGAAGGAAAUCACUGCCCUCGCACCCUCGACCAUCAAGAUCAAGAUCAUAGCACCUCCCGAGAGGAAAUACUCCGUAUGGAUCGGCGGUUCGAUCCUCGCUUCCCUAUCUACCUUCCAACAGAUGUGGAUCUCGAAGCAGGAGUACGACGAGUCCGGUCCUGGUAUUGUCCAUCGCAAGUGCUUUUAAAUCUAUUAUUGAACAGUGUCAGAAAUGCGACACAGAUUUUGAAGAAUUAACGUCUGGGUUGCGUGUAGGAGUUUUGUUGAGAGAGAGAUGAUCGAAUUUAUACGAACAAUUGUGCUGUUACGAAAGAAAAUCAUUGACACAUCAGCAUUCGACUUUUCGUUAUCAGGUUAUAUAUUUUCUUGGGAUUUUUUUUUUUUUUUUCUUUUUUUCCAAAUAAUGAGUACAAUCUACUCAAUCUAUUUUAAGUUUGUAACUUUUUGCAAGAAGGAAAGUCGAAGUGAACGUUAUUACAUCGAAUGUUAGUGUAAUCAGAGAUUUCCAAAGAUAAUCAUUAUGUUAAAAUGAGCUUUGGAAGUGGCCACGCUUAGUUGACCGUUAUGUCGCCAUUAAGAUUGCUUACUAUCUUAAUGUUAAAUAUGUUGUCUGUAAUCGUACAAUUAAGUUCAUAUUCAUUCUAUCUGGGUUGUUAACGAAGCAAGGCUUCUAAAGUGCAUCUGAUCCUAUUAUAAUAUACUUUGUAAAUAUUAUAUACUAAAUCAUUGUUGCAUUGUUGCAAUACAAUUGACAAACAAUGUCAAAUAUAAACCUAAAUAUACAUUUCACACGACAUUA
Messenger RNA from Vespula pensylvanica (western yellowjacket), 921 nucleotides. RefSeq names its product actin, alpha skeletal muscle. The coding region runs from base 1 to 309 and encodes 102 amino acids. Gene Ontology annotation, biological process: mitotic cytokinesis. The transcript is spliced from 2 exons. NCBI's taxonomy places the organism in Eukaryota, Metazoa, Arthropoda, Insecta, Hymenoptera, Vespidae. The record is from RefSeq and is a predicted model, not a curated record.